Molecule: messenger RNA, 1267 nt
Organism: Lactuca virosa
Lineage: Eukaryota; Viridiplantae; Streptophyta; Magnoliopsida; Asterales; Asteraceae
Source: the annotation of a GenBank genome assembly
AAAAAAUAACUCAACCGCAAAGCACCAACUCAAGUCUGUGCCAAAUUAAGUAGUUGGCUGUUCUGUGUUAAUCAUGUCAUCAUCAAACGGUGGUGUUCCGCCGGGGUUCCGGUUUCACCCCACUGAUGAAGAGCUUCUUCAUUACUACUUGAAGAAGAAGAUUUCAUUUGAAAAGUUUGACAUGGAUGUCAUUAGGGAAGUCGACUUGAACAAGAUUGAGCCAUGGGACCUCCAAGAGAGAUGCAAGAUAGGUUCAUCACCGGAAAACGAGUGGUACUUCUUCAGCCACAAGGAUAAAAAGUAUCCGACAGGGUCGAGGACAAAUAGAGCAACAAAUGCUGGAUUCUGGAAGGCAACUGGACGAGACAAAUGUAUCCGUAACACCUUCAAGAAGAUUGGUAUGAGGAAGACCCUAGUUUUCUAUCGAGGCCGAGCUCCCCAUGGGCAAAAGACUGAUUGGAUCAUGCACGAGUAUCGCCUUGAAGAUACUGAUGAUCAUCAUGAACCCCUCAAUUCCAUUCCAACUUCUUCACCUGAAGAUGGGUGGGUGAUUUGUCGUGUUUUCAAAAAGAGAAACUUAUUCAAGGUUGGUGCAAACGAAGCAUCGAGUGGUAGUAUCGGGUCAGAACGACUCAACAACAACCAGUUUCAACCUCGUUCUUUACCAUACGCUCAGGACAAUAAUCAUUUUUUGCAAUAUCAACAAACACAUCAACAACAACAAAACUUCGACUUAGGCCUCAACUACAAUCAUCAACACCCUCACCUUAUCCCUACCCACAAGCCUCUUGGAUAUGGUUUCUUGAAUUUACCCUCAGAAGAUUCUCCACUUAUGGUUAGACAACUUAUGACAAACCCUAGAGAAUGCGAUAGUGGAAGCUGUGAGAACCAGCUCGAUGUAGGGUACCAAGCUUGUGAGCCUGGUCUAGAGGUUGACACCUGUGAACAGGUUCAAAUCAUGGUUAAUACGAAUGUAAGAGAAGAGACAGUAAACGGAUGGGGAAUGGUUGAUAGGCUUGUAACUUCGCAUAUUGGUCAACCUAACGAGGAUGUCAAUUCGACGAAAGGGAUGUUGAGGUAUCGAGAUGAUACAUCGUCGUCUCUAUCUAUGCAACAUGUCAACCAACUCUCAUUGCGAGGAGAGAUGGACUUUUGGGGAUAUGAAAAGUAGCUCCAUGAGAAUGUGCUAUGUUGAUUUUAUUCAAAACAAUUACAUUUAUAUUGAACAAAGGAUGGUUUGGAGCGAAGAUGGCUCUUAACCAUUGAA